Morone saxatilis (striped sea-bass) is the source of this 4640-nucleotide messenger RNA. RefSeq names its product chemokine (C-X-C motif) receptor 3, tandem duplicate 2 (gene cxcr3.2). Gene Ontology annotation, molecular function: chemokine receptor activity. Gene Ontology annotation, cellular component: membrane. The record is from RefSeq and is a predicted model, not a curated record. Gene Ontology annotation, biological process: immune response; chemotaxis; G protein-coupled receptor signaling pathway. Bases 123 to 2327 code for a protein of 734 amino acids. Lineage: Eukaryota; Metazoa; Chordata; Actinopteri; Moronidae. The transcript is spliced from 4 exons.
UCUGAUCCUCCUUCAUCUGGACAAGAGUGGCAUGGUUAGAAAAACUAAUUUGUUUAUGAGUGUGCUGUCUUUGACUGUCGUAGGGUUUCAGGUGUUCUGCUGCCUCCUUGUUUGCAACAAAUAUGGAUCAAGUGACGCCAACCAUGGAUUACUGGAUAUUUGAGGACUAUGACAAUUACACCAUGCCCUCUGAAAUGAGCAGCAGUAGUGCAGAGCCAUGUCCACAGGAGGACAUCUACAGUUUUGCAAAGGCGUACUCCCCUACUGUAUACAUUCUGGUGUUCCUCCUGGCUGUGGUGGGCAACGUCCUGGUGCUGUGUGUGAUCCGACGCUACCGAAACACUCAGAGUGGUGGUGCCUGUGCCUUCUCUCUGACAGACACCUUCCUCCUUCACCUCGCCAUUUCUGACCUGCUGCUGGCCUUCACCCUGCCCCUGUUUGCAGUGCAGUGGGCUCACCAGUGGGUGUUCGGCUUGGCUGCUUGCAAGAUCUCCGGUGCCCUCUUCUCCCUGAACCGCUACAGUGGCAUCCUCUUCUUGGCCUGCAUCAGCUUUGACCGUUACCUGGCCAUCGUUCACGCUGUGAGCUCUGGCUGGAAGCGCAACACCUGCCAUGCCCAGAUUGCGUGUGCCGUCAUCUGGGUGGUCUGCCUGGGCCUGAGUGGAGUGGACAUUACUUUCAAACAGGUAGUGGAGGUGAAGACUAUAGGUCAUCAUAAGACCCUCAUGUGCCAGGUGUGGUUUGUUGAGAACUCCAGACAGUGGCAGGCCGGGCUGCGGCUGAUCAGUGUGGUUCUGGGUUUUGGGCUCCCCCUGCUGAUCAUGCUCUACUGCUACAUCCGCAUCUUCAAGUCUCUUUGCAAUGCCACUCGUCGCCAAAGGCGCAAGUCUCUUCGCCUCAUCAUCUCAUUAGUGUCUGUGUUUGUCAUCUGCUGGGCACCGUAUAACUCCUUUCAGCUGGCAGAUAGUCUGCACUGGCUAGGAGUGUUGACUGCAGGUUGCCAGUUUGGUCGUGUGAUGGACAUUGGGACUCUGAUUACUGAAAGCGUGGGGCUGUCACACUGCGCCCUGAACCCUCUGUUGUACGGCUUUGUGGGGGUAAAGUUCAGAAGGGAGCUUGCCAAAAUGUGUAAGGGGCUUCUUGGACAGAGAGGCUGGCAGGGGAUGGAGGGAUGGAGGGAGAGGAGGAACAAAAGAACCACAGGAUCGUUCAGUUCUGCAGAAAGCGAAAACACCUCUUAUUCUGUCAUGGUGAAGAUGGACGGGAACCUUGAGCUCGGUGGAAUAUUUGUCCUGAACACCACUUUUGACUACUCGGAUUAUGAGUACAAAGAUGAUUCUGAGUCAAAAGAAACUGCACUGGUGUCGAUCCCGGUUCUGUACUCCAUGGUGGUGAUUGUAGGUCUGCUGGUGAAUGGACUACUCCUGUUCGUUUUGGCUCAGAAGAGGCGAUCCUGGAGUAUAUCAGACACCUUUAUGCUCAACCUGAUUGUUGCAGACAUCCUGCUGCUGCUGGUGACGCUGCCCCUCUGGACUGCACAGGCCGUUCAACACUGUGAAUGGUGCUUCAAAGACAUUUUCUGCAAGAUCAGUGGAGCUGUUUUCAAUAUCAACUUCUACUGUGGGAUGUUUCUGCUGGUUCUCAUCUGUCUGGAUUGCUACCUGUCCAUUGUUCACUCCAUCCAGUUUUACUCCUCGGAGAGGCCCAGGUUAGCUCAUAUUAGCUGCCUGUUGGUCUGGAUCAGCUCCCUGAUCCUCUGCGUCCCUGACUAUAUUUUUCUGGUGGCUUGGAAAGAUCCAGAACAAGAGAAAUCCCUGUGUGUUCACAAUUAUUCUCUGUCACCUACUGACUGGCAGCUGCUGUCCCGCCUGCUCCACCACCUCCUGGGCUUCCUGCUGCCUGCAGCCGCUCUGAUUUGCUGCUCUUCUGGUGUCCUGCUACGGCUGCGGCACAGCCCUACAGACCUCCAGAAGAAGAGGUACAUCAUGGUCAUCCUCCCCCUGGUAGUGGUCUUCCUCCUCUGCUGGAUGCCGUACAACAUCACACUCAUUGUGGACACCGUCAGAAGAAGCUCUGAGAAACUUAAUGAUGGUUUAUCUACUGUAGGUUCCCUAAAGACACCUCUAAUAGUCACAUCUGCUCUGGGCUGCACUCAUGCAUUCCUCAGGCCUCUGCUCUGUCUUUUCCUGGCGAUGCGGAGACGUGCUACAGAUGACAGCUCGCUGUGGGAGAUGGGUGUGGGAGAGAAAGUUCUGCCUGACCAGGGUCCAGUACAGGAAGAACUGAAGGAACUAAAUGUCGAGCAUCAAAAGCAGUCAAGUCAGUGAUGAAGAGGAGAGAGAAAUGCCCUCUUGUGACUCAGAAGUGACCAAACAAUGCUUCAGACUUAAGGGGAAUUUAAUGUGAAGUCAUGUCAUGAGUUCAAGGGGUGGAGGACUAUAUUCUGUCUAAUAAGGAGAAGUAGAUAUUUUUAAAAGAUUGACACCCUCACAUUGCACUUCAAUGUGAAGGUUUCAGAGCCACGUCAUAUGACAUAUAAUGUACUUUUAUUUUGUUAUCACUGUUGCACAACUUAAGCUUUUUACCCUAAAUCAUGAGUUGUUGUUUUUUUUACUCAAUUGUAGAAAUCUGUAUUUUUUUAUUGUGUAUUAUAUGUACUAAAUAUUAGUACUGAAAUCAAAUUUUUUUUAUCAUUAUUUUAUAUGUAUUUAAAAAAGUCAGUGAACAGGUUUCACCUGUUGCACAAUCUUCAAUCAUAAAGCUAAUGUCAUAAUGUUUGAAAGUGAUAGAAACAUAAGCUGUUAUCCUUGUUGAUGUUAUUGUGAUCCAACAUUAAACAGUCCUACAGUUUAUAACUUUAUAGCUAAUAACAUGCUACAAACUGUUUUAACUUUUCAUUUUUUUACAUGUUGUCUUCAGGCAGUAAAGAUGUCUCUAUAUGACCACAGUGAUGGAAUUCCCCCAUGGCAAAUCCAACAGCCUUUUUUAUCUUUCACUUCAUUGUUGCAACAUGCAGACUGUAGGACACAGCAUGACACAAACAGGUGCUGAUGUCACCAGUCAGGUGACAGGGGAAUAGGAAGAGGAAGAGCUCUUUGUUGGUGCUGCGGGCUUUUCAUAGCUCUCUGUUUUCUCUCAUAUAAAGACUUCUCUGUCUGUUCAAACAGAGACCAGUGUGCCUCUAAUGCACACAGCUAUCAUCGCUGUAAAAAAAAGAGUGUAGGAGGCAAACAGAGGAAAGAAGAGUACUUAGGGAGGACAACAUCUUAUUUUAUUAUAAGAUAUACAUGUUUGUGUCGAGCACAAAAUCUGUGUUAUCACUUUGAAGCUUUUAUGCAGGUUUCGGCCUGUCAGUCAAACCUGAUUUCUGGGCUCAAGGCAAAAUCAUAAUGUUAGAAACAAACAGGAUACCAGCGCUCACAGAUAAAUAGCUUCUUGUUUAUUAUGUUUCAGCUACGAGCAUGGGUGGUGAUUAUAUAGUUAUGAAAACAUAGUUAACCACAUGAUGUUCCAUCUCUACCAAUCAAUCCUCCUACAUGUUACACACUUAAUUAAUUUAAUUAAUAUAAAUGUUACCUCAAAUAAAGUGUAUUUUCACAAAUUGUAUUCUUUAAGAAACUCAGCUUACAGUCAUUUCACACAAGAAGAAAGACUUUUUUUCCUCCUUUCAAGCUACAGUUUACCUUCCUCUUUCCGUCUUAACCAGAAAAGUGUUCAAUUAGAACAGAAGACUUGUGGUCUAAUCUGAGAAAUGCUGGUUGACUGUAGCAGCAGCAACACGUCAAGUUUAUAGUAUUACUGGUUAUAAUUAGUCUUCAGUAUUGCAUCAAAUUAAACUCUUGUUUCCUGCAUCUGCUAGAGCUUAUCUGUUAACUGUAAUAGAUUCACUCUGCUUAUCAGUACUUUCCUUUAAUGAAAACUAAACCUGUUAUGAGUACAAACACAGACUUUGUUUCGUGUCAACACAACAAGAAAGGGAAUUGAUUCCAGGCAAGAAAACAGGCACACUAAAAAUUAAAACAGAAAACAGUUUUAUUCUGACUAUAUGAUUAAAAACAAAACCAGCGCAUGUUGACCACACACCACACCAAGUUUAACGUCUUUGAAUGAGCCUGGUACAUCAGUGGUGGUACGUUGUGGUGCUGCAUAUUGGUUGAUCUGAAGAAGUUGCAACAUUUCUCAAUGCUUUCUGCUGCUCUUGUUUCUUUUCUGCUAAAACCACGUGUCUGAGGAUGUGUGGCUUUUUUUUUUGUCACUUUGUUUCAAUUUCCUGUCUAAAAGAUGUAAGGUAUUUCCACUGAAACCCUUACAUGUGGGUUUGCAUUUUAAGAUUUUGUUCUCUACGUGUUAUUGCCAGAAUCUAACUAUACCAUAAACAUAUAUAACAUUUUAGAAAGUGCUACACACCAAAAGUUAUAUAUUAAAAUGCAGAUGCAGAAGGAAGAACGAAAUUAGAAAGGGACAUUGCACAAUCUAACUUCUCAUAAAGUAAAAUUGUGAGACUUUGUCCUUUUCUCUGUCUACCAUCUGAGCUGCAACGUGCAUUACAAUGUAUUCAGACUGUAUUUAUAACUGUAUAACUGGGCUUUAUAGGAACAUUUUGAUAAGAGUCUGUUCAAUAAAGAUUACAAAUCAAAAAA